UUUGCAUCAAACACAUCAUUAAUAGUAGUGACGGUUUUUUGUCGUGUUUCGCCGGCUGUUUUGUCAAAAUCUAUAUACAAAGGAUGACAGAUUCAUUUUCUUGCUUUGCAAUUUCCAAUUUUUAUUUCCUCUGCUGAUUAAAAAUUUUUGUUCUUUUUUUACUUUUGCAAAAUUUAUGUGAUUUUCUGUUCUGCGAAAAAAUAAAUUGUAUUAAUCAGAUUAAAGAAAAGUUUCUGCAGAUUUAUCCAGCGAUUAGAUGAUAUGUUCGAGGAGUUUCUAGAUUCAUCUCCUUCUCUCCCUUCUUAUCCUCUUUUUGUCUGUUUUUUCAGGCUUAACUUAAUUUCAGUGGAUUAUUAGUGUUGGUACAAGUCAUUAGUCUAAUUGAAAUGAAAGAAAUUUGAAUGAGACGAAAAAUCGAACUCUCUCGCGAUGGAAAAUUCUUAUAAGGUUAAUGGAAAUGGGCCAACUGAUAAUGGAUACUCUAUUUCUAGGCACUCACACUCUUAUCAACCUUCCAUGAAAGGUUCAUUACCUUGGCUAGACAUAAGGGUAUUUUAUGUAAGAGUUUGCAAGUGUGAGCUUGAUAAUUCCACUCCUGAGGUACUCACACUUAACCAUGUUCCUUUAAAUUCCGAUACCCUUCUCGAAGUUAAUGGUGUUCGUACUAGUAUAUAUUCCGACGGGAUUUCGACAAUUCUCAAAAGGGAUAGGGUAGAUAGAAAAUCAGAAGAAGUUACAUUUGUAAGCACUGAUAGCAUAAGGAUGAGUGGUAGUGUGAAGUUUGAGGUGUUUGAUAAAGAUAAUCUGCUUCUUUUCGGGGAUUUAGAAUUAUGUAACAGCAAUGGUUUUGUUAACGAAUCGAGUUAUAAUGGACAAAGUUGGAGCAUGAACUGUGAGUCAAACAUUAAUCCAGGCACAAAGUUCCUUAAGGAGAAGCAAUUGCUGUUGCCGGAUUCCACUCUUCCGACAGUUGAGGUCUACAUUGCGGGUUCCUUCUUUGGUACUCCGAUCAUUUUAACAAAGACGCUGCAUCUUAGUUCUCAGAAAAGACACACAAGGAAGGGGGCGUUGAAUGCAAUUCCAGAAAAUGAAGCAAAUGAAAAUGGGAAGGAUCCUUCUUCUGCGCUCGCGGCGUUACAGGCCCCAGAUUACAUGUACGACAAACACGAAGACGAGGAUUAUCACGGUCUAUACACAAGUACAGCAUAUGCUGACGGAGAAGACGGAGAACUUUCAUGGUUUAAUGCUGGUGUUAGGGUUGGUGUUGGUAUCGGACUCAGUGUUUGUCUUGGAAUCGGCAUUGGAGUUGGCCUGCUCGUUAAAACGUACCAAGGUGCGACCGGCCAGUUUAGAAGACGGCUAUUAUAAUCGACUCGAGCUCUCUUCAUUUUGUCUAUCUCCCGCUUGAUCCAAAGAAAACUAACCUUAGUUUUGUCCAUCUCCUCCAAUCUCCAUCUUGGUCCAAAGACAACAUGUUAAUGUUUUGUCCAUUGAGUGCAGGAUAUACAUAUAUAUAAUUUUGGCUUGUUUGUUGUAUGUAAUAUAGUUAAUUUUUUGGGCCAUUAUCUACCAGUUAUGAUGUCUGAGUGGAGCAUGAAGAAGUUUUAUUUUCCCAUAUAUUGAGGUGGUAAUAAUAUGAUUAAAGGAAGUUUAGUACUUUAUUCUUGAUUUUCCCAAUGGUCAUAAAUUCAUAAUAGUAAUCCAUCUUUUAAUAAAGCAGGGAGAAACUGGUCUCCCCAUAAAAGAUGUUUCAUUUAUAUCAUAUUA
This is a messenger RNA of Cicer arietinum (chickpea), 1767 nucleotides long. NCBI's taxonomy places the organism in Eukaryota, Viridiplantae, Streptophyta, Magnoliopsida, Fabales, Fabaceae. The record is from RefSeq and is a predicted model, not a curated record.